Molecule: messenger RNA, 1669 nt
Organism: Hevea brasiliensis (rubber tree)
Lineage: Eukaryota; Viridiplantae; Streptophyta; Magnoliopsida; Malpighiales; Euphorbiaceae
Product: formamidopyrimidine-DNA glycosylase
Exons: 10
Coding region: 91-1374 (427 amino acids)
Biological process (GO): base-excision repair
Cellular component (GO): nucleus
Molecular function (GO): damaged DNA binding; DNA-(apurinic or apyrimidinic site) endonuclease activity; oxidized purine nucleobase lesion DNA N-glycosylase activity
Source: RefSeq, a predicted model, not a curated record
CGACUAACAGUGUCCACGUUCUCAGUCCCACAGCACUUCGGUCUCCCACUCACAGAAGCGCCCAGCAACUGACCCUACACUUUACUGACAAUGCCCGAGCUACCGGAGGUGGAGGCCGCGAGAAGGGCCAUAGAAGAGCACUGCUUAGGCAAGAGGAUCAAGAAAGCCAUCAUAGCCAAUGACCCUAAAGUCAUCGACGGAGUCUCUCCCUCGGAUUUCGAGUCUGCUCUUGUGGGCAAAACCCUAAUUUCUGCUCUUCGCAAGGGCAAGAACCUCUGGUUCCUGCUCGAUUCCCCUCCUUUCCCUUCUUUUCAGUUCGGGAUGGCUGGUGCUAUAUAUAUUAAGGGGGUUGCUGUUACCAAAUAUAAGAGGUCUACUGUGAAUGACACUGAUGAGUGGCCAUCCAAAUAUUCAAAGCUAUUUAUUGAACUAGAUGAUGGUCUGGAGCUUUCUUUCACUGAUAAGAGGCGAUUUGCUAAAGUCCGCUUGCUCAAAGAUCCAGCUUCUGUGCCUCCAAUUUCUGAGCUGGGCCCUGAUGCACUAUUGGAGCCAAUGGCAGUUGAUGAAUUUUAUGAAUCCUUGCACAAGAAGAAAAUUGCAAUCAAGGCUCUGUUACUUGAUCAGAGUUUUAUCUCUGGUAUUGGCAACUGGAUUGCCGAUGAAGUGCUGUACCAAGCCAGUAUUCAUCCUCUACAAACUGCUUCCAGCUUGUCCAAAGGAAGUUGUGCAACAUUACACAAGUGCAUCAAGGAGGUAAUUGAAAAAGCAAUAGAAGUUGGGGCAGAUAGUAGUCAGUUCCCCAAUAAUUGGAUUUUUCAUUCCCGAGAAAAGAAGCCUGGGAAGGCUUUUGUUGAUGGGAAGAAAAUUGAUUUUAUCGCUGCUGGUGGUAGGACAACAGCCUAUGUACCAGAGUUGCAAAAGCUGAGUGGAGGGCAAGCUGUGAAAGCAGCAGUAAAAUCGAAAAGACAAACUCCAAAGAGAAAAAAGAGUGACCAUGAUGAUGAUGAUGAUGAUGAUGAUGAAGUUAAAGAUGAUGCCAACAAACCAGGAAGCGAGGAAGAGGAAGCUGCUAGAAAGGCUAAAUCAACAAGAGAGUUGAAGCCUAGAGGUCAUGUCAAGAAGCCUCCAACAAAACAAAUAUCCAAGGCAAGUGAUGACAAUGAUGAUGAAGAAAAUGACAAAGGUGCUGCUGCUGAUGAUGAUGACGAAAUUGAGAAUGGUGGUGCUGAUGAUGACAAUGACAAUGAUGAUGAAAAAGAUCGAAAGAAGAAACCAAGCAGAGUUUCCAAUGAUAAACAAGCCAAGGCAAAAAAGGAAUCCAACAAGAAGGUUACCAAUCAAAACAGUAGAAGGCCAAAGAAGAAAAUGAAGUAGAUUGCUUUUGAAAUGAAAGCAGUAGCUGUGUCAACCGCCAAACACAGCUCACAUUUUAGAAAGCAUAGAAAGGUGGGUGUAUCUAAAUUUUAUAACUAUCGUUAGUCGUUAAAGAUAUUGCCUUUCUGCUCUUGCCAACGGCUUCUGCAAAUGUUAUAAUCUAGUCAUGUGAUACUUGGACUAGUAUUUUCCUGAAAGAGAUCUCAGGUGAUGUAAAUAAGUAGAUUAGAUCUAAAUAGACUGGUGUGAAAGCAUCACAGUUUUCUACAUUUAUUUUCAUCUGCAUUCAUAGUCA